AUGCAUACCAAAGCCCCGAAGAAUGCCCUGACAACGAAAGCAAUCAUUCAGAAAAUGACAGUGAAGACGGUGACACUCGACCUUUCCGAGAUACAGAUCAAGACCCAAGCUCCGGAACCGAAGAAGAUAGUGGUGACUAUCUUUGUGGAGACGACGCUUCUCAAGAUUUACACCAUCUGUGUCUGUGUUGAUGCACCGGCGAGGGCAGCAGUUGGAAACCAAGUUCAGUUCAACGGCUUUUUUGGCUGCCCGUGGUGCCUGGCUUGUGGAGAAAGCCAAGAGGGGCGCCUAAUAUACUUGAAUGCAGAACCUGAUGUGGAGAGGACGUCAGCAGGCAUCCGAAGAGACAUGACCCUGGCAUCUAGACUAAAGACCCCAGUCAAUGGCUUGAAAGGGGUGUCACCACUGGUGAAACUCCCACAUUUCGACCUUGUGUGGGGCUAUACAGUGGAGUAUAUGCAUAGUGUUCUGCUGGGCGUAACAAGGCAGUUUGCUGAGUAUUGGUUCGACUCGUCAAACAGCAAUGAGCCAUACUACAUGGGACGUCCAAGCACAUUGAGGGUGAUCAACAAACGCCUGCUGAACAUUCGUCCUCCACAUCAUUUCACCCGGCUGCCUCGCACGCUACGAGAGAGGUGCUAUUGGAAGGCGCACGAGUGGCGAAACUGGCUGCUAUUUUACUGUUUACCAUGCUGCUACCCUGUGCUACUGCCAAGAUAUUUCCGCCACUUCGCCCUCCUGUCUGAGGCAAUUUUUCUCUUGCUUUUGCAAGAGCUGUCAUCUGACCACAUUGAUCGUGCAGGACGGCUUCUGACAUCCUUUGUAUCCCAGGCAGCCGGGCUCUAUGGACAGCGAUGUAUGAGCUUUAAUGUGCAUCAGCUUCUCCACCUGGCUGAUGCUGCGAGACAGUUUGGUCCUUUGUGGGCCCAUUCUGCUUUCGCAUUCGAAAACAGUAAUGGUUACCUUUUAAAACUUGUUAGUGCUGCAAAAGCUGUGCCUGCGCAGGUGCUGGAAAGAGUAGUGAUGGCACAAGAGCUCCAGUUAUUGCUUGCAGGGCUUCCAUUGCCAUCAAAAGUGCUCAGUUUUUGUAGUAACAUGCUCGGUAACCCAAUCACUGAGCAUGCACGGCACAUUGGAGCUGCAUGGUUGUUUGGAACACCGAAACAAGUUCCUUCUCUCAGUCAUCAGGAGUCUUCUUGCUUGCAGACAUGGUGUGGACAAGUUCCAAUCGUUCAAGAACAUUUCAGAUUUUCUAUUUUGGGCACAAUCUUUCACAGUGAAUCGUACAAAGCUGGAAAGAAAAACAGCUCUGUGUUCGAGAGCAAAACUGGAGGCUUUUAUUCUAUUAAAAGAAUAUUUGAGGUGACAGAUCCAACUUGUGCUUUAAAUGGUGGGACUGUCCUUCUUUGCACAAGGAUAGUUGCUGGCAACAACGUUGCAGGACUCCCGCCACACAUUUCCGACUGUUUUUUUUCUUUAGUGUAUUCGCUCCUCCCUCUAACUAUGAACGACAUUGGCAAAGCAUGUGUUCUGGUCUCUUUGAAUGACAAAGAAGACUACAUUUGUGCAGUUCCUAACAUGGUGGAACGUGACUAAGGUUACAUUAAUUUCACAGGCAGACACAGAAGUGGUAAAGAAAUACAUUUCAAAACCACGAUAUGAUUAUGAGGGAUGCUGUAAUGGAAGGCUUUAAAAGUUUUGACUCUUCGGUGUACUUCAAUGUGCACCUUAAUCCAAGCAAGUGGUUCAGUAGUUUUUGCCUUUAUCAAAAUGCAGCCGCCGUGGGCAGCAUAUGAUCCCGUGACCUCUUGGUCUGCAGUCGAGCAUCAUAACUACCAAACCUCUGUGGCAGAUGAGAAACAUAUCCAGUUAAGGCAGGUACACAUUGCUGCGAACCACACAAGUAACUGAAUGAGCUGCUUUUGAUAUGGCAGGUUCGUUCUUGUCAUGAAUGGUAGUAUGUGAACUCAUAGAUUACUUUUAUUUGUCUCUAUAUGAGCAUGUUGUGGCCAAAAACGUUGAACAGCAGCUCGAACAACAUCGUACAUUGAGGCGUUCCAUAUGGCCUGGCGUAAAAGUGAGUGUGUUGCUCCAAACACAGUAGUCACUUCGUGGUCUUGCGAAAGGUCCUGAAAGUAAUCUAAGAUAGAUUUGUCCACCCAUGCUUGUAGGAAGUUCCGGAUGGCUGAGUAAAAGUUAGUCGUGCCUAGCUGGCACGUGCAAGCUGCAGUGAACUUUCAGUAAACGAACAUCUGUAUAACAUGGAACUCAAAAUUUUUUUGAUUUCUUGAUCAAUGUUCAUGAAACUUGGUCAGUUUAUGUAUAUUUGUGUGCUUACUUCAAAUAUGUAAUUAUUUUCUUUUGUAAAGUGUACUUUUUAAAAAUACAGAAUAUUUUGUUUGCCUUUCAAGGAGGCAGUUUUCUUUCUGAACAAGAGUUUCUGAACAAAGAGAGGUGGAGUGUAGUGUCGGGCAGCAGCAGCAUAGCUCAUGGCUUGGGGUUGCGGUUGCGAUGUCUCAGCGAUAUUUAUUGAGAGCCGGAUUUUCUGUCUGACAAUGUCUGCGAUCGAUGAAACUUGUGGCUGGCAUGACAGAAACAUUCAGCGAAGUUCUUCCCGCACUACGGCCAUAAUGGUCUUUCGAGCCUUGUUUUGUAGAGGUUCGUACUCUGGUGGUAAACAUUGCUGCCUGCGGCUUGUUCGCUGCUUGUGGCCAGCGUGGGUGUCUUCACCGCGACGUGGAAUGGGUUGACGGCUUGACGGGGGAGUCUAGCACAUGAAAGAAGCAGCACCUCCACCAGAUGUCACGGGGGCGUGACGGGGACAAUGGGAGCAGACUGUGAUUGCGAGAUGAAACUGUUUAUUCGGCUGAACUUGUGGCCCAUAAACUGAAGGUCAGAUUACAGCGAUUCCCACUGGCUCUGAUAGCAGUAAACAGAAAGUUGGCCGUUGAUUAACUGGCAAGUGGUGAGGUGCAUCAGUGUUUAUACAUUUGCCAUCGACUAUUCUAGCAUUCUCGUUAGCAGUUACCUAGGUUCCAGAAUAUUCUGCAAUGUUCCAGAAGUGGGCGUAAUCUUGACAAAGUGAUCUACUGCAGUCUUGAAGCUUCUUGAACAUCGCAGGUGCUGUUUGUGCUGAGAAUCACUGGCAGUAAAGUAGUGCAAUAACAAAACUUGAGAAAAGAAUAUGGCAAUACAAAACAAAUUAACAGGUGAUGUAGUUCUGUAAUUUGCUCAACAAACUUUUGGAAAAGCAGUAUGUAGAGUAGUUCGAGGUUUCAACUAUCAGUGGAACAAAAUUUUUUAAAGCAGUUCAAGUGUGACCGGUAAGGAACAGUCCAUAUGCAAUGUCAGGUUGUACAUACACUGGAAUAUAUGAAAGAGAGAGGUUCCUGAAUGUGAUUAUAAGUGUGAAUGAUCCUGCACAGCAUAACGAUUCGUUGUUGUAAGCACCCACAUUUCAAUGUCUGCAAUAAUAAAACAUAAGCAUGCAAUGAAGCUGAAAAAAUGUGAAUGUAACAAGUGUAAAUGACUCUUAUUGCUUUUUUAUGAACUUAUUUCAUGGUAUUUAUGCAAUUGUGUCAUACUGUGAGGUGGCUGAACAGUUGAAGUGUAUUUCAGUAUCGGGCAAACCAAUGAUUUGUAAACAGCUGACUUUCAUUUUUUGUUGCAUUUUAAAAUCUUCAUUUAAGGUAAUCAUUUUGAUGGCCUUGUUAUUUGUGCUUUUGUAUAUUACAGCAUUGUAACUGCAACUAUUGUCUUGGCAGUGUUGUGUGUAUGAACAAAUAAAUAAAUUACAUGAUGGCUCUGCAUUCCAUUGCUGUGGAAUGUGGAUAUAUGCCUGUAUGUAAUUGAAGCCAUGCAUCAUUUUGUAGUAAGCCGCAGAAAACCUCAAUAGCCGCAGCUUUUUUUCUAGCCUUGCAUUGUGGCAAUGUUUGUUUUUGGAGGUUUCCUGUAGUAGCUGUACUGAGUGUCAAUGUUUAUUUUUGAGGCUUUAUGUACUAGUUGUACUGAGUGGGGAGUAUGUUGCACCAAUAGUACAAAGCUAUCUUAAUAUUUUCUUGCCUUGCAUUGUAUUAAUUUCGAGAUUUUAUGUAUUAACUGUACUGGAGUAGAAGCAUGUCCUCUGAAUCUGACUCGUACAGAAUUGACCAGUUCAUAUGUAAAAAUAAAGAAACAUGUUUUUCAUC
Messenger RNA from Rhipicephalus microplus (southern cattle tick), 4187 nucleotides. RefSeq lists its product as uncharacterized. NCBI's taxonomy places the organism in Eukaryota, Metazoa, Arthropoda, Arachnida, Ixodida, Ixodidae. The record is from RefSeq and is a predicted model, not a curated record.